Molecule: messenger RNA, 2675 nt
Organism: Daldinia vernicosa
Lineage: Eukaryota; Fungi; Ascomycota; Sordariomycetes; Xylariales; Hypoxylaceae
Exons: 1
Coding region: 110-2233 (707 amino acids)
Cellular component (GO): nucleus
Molecular function (GO): nucleic acid binding; exonuclease activity
Source: RefSeq, a predicted model, not a curated record
GCAAGUGCAAAACUUCUACAUACGUACAACAUUCCCAUUCCUCCAUGUAUCCAAUUCUAUAGCUAUCUCAAUUCGCUAUAAUUGGUGCAAAAUUUAACAACGCGCGACCAUGGACGAUACUGUCGCGCAUUCGGUGGAAGGGCUUCUACCCGACUCGCUCGAAGUGCCUAUUGAUGAACCCUUGUCAAUAUCUGAUCCCGCUGAAGUUUUCGGUGUACAAGUUCCAUCGCCGCAAAUUCCCACUGACCUCCCCGAGGUCACUUCGAUUGGUACUACCCAGAGCGAAUCUAGUAGCUUGAAGCGCUCUAGACCCCAUGACGAGGCGGAAGAAGGAUGGCAAACCGUAAGCAAGCGCUCUUCCAAGAAGUCGAAAAAGGACAACAAGGAAAAGAAGGUUCCGGCGCCUCAAUCGACCAAUUACCCUUCCAUCACGUUCAACCACAAUGCCAAGCUCCAGUCUAAGAUCGCACUCGAGUCGCUACGAAACCUCAUCCUUUACAUAUUCGCCGAAGGCGCAGCUCCUCAAUGGGUUGCAAUUUCCCAACGGCCACAAUUUCGAAAGAUCGUCGCGAUCAUGGUACCGGGACUAGAAGAGGCUAUGUUCAAGCAGGAUGUCAACUUUACGACGUAUAAUGACCAGCCCUUUAAUUCAGAUCAAAGGCCCCGAGUAUUGACAUCUCCGGAUGACUAUUAUCCGCGGCUUCUUAAGAAGGAUGAGCUUCCUGAUAUCUUGAAGGACUUCGCAGACAUGUUCAGUCACCUAUGGCCUGUCAGAACGCAGGGUAACGAGAAAUAUGGCACUAUCCGCUCGCCACUCGGCACCAUACUCACGGCGCCCACCGAAAAGACCAAAGAGGAGAAGAGUCAACGGGGCGUCCAACCUGCAAAGGAGCCAAAGGGUUGGAAGGACGAACGUACAAGAAUCACCGAGUUUCUAACGAUGCCAGAAGAGUUCCUAGCCAAUGGGUACAUAUUGCACCCUGCCUGUAUACCGGCAGAGCGGCGCAAAAACUUUCAGGAUCUAGAGGGAUGGGUUCAUACUAAUGUAGAGAAUUUUGAAGACGGCGAAGUUCCCGAAGAGGAAAUCCAACUAGGGAGCGUCACGGCGGGCCGAGAAAUUCUUGCUCUUGACUGUGAGAUGUGCGUAACGGGGCCCGAAGAGUACUCUCUUACGAGAAUCAGUCUUAUAAAUUGGGAUGGAACUGUUGUUCUCGACGAAUUGGUCAAACCUGACAAGCCAAUCCUCGACUAUGUCACUCGUUUCUCGGGCAUCACGGAACAAAUGUUGGCCCCUGUCACCACUACGCUUAGAGAUAUCCAGGCGAAGCUUCUGCAAAUCCUCCACCCUCGCACAAUUCUUGUAGGACAUUCCCUAGAAUCAGAUAUGAAAGCAUUGCAACUCACUCACCCGUUUGUUGUUGACACUGCUAUUCUAUUCCCACACGUCCGAGGACCCCCGUUAAAAAACAGUCUAAAGUUUUUAUCACAGCGGUUUCUCAAGCGUGAGAUUCAGAAGGGUAUAAUGGGCCACGACUCGAUAGAAGAUGCAAAGGCAUGUUUAGACCUUGUGAAGCAGAAGUGCGAAAAGGGAAAAUCCUGGGGCAACCAGGAGUCGGGUGAAAAUCUAUUCCGAAGGUUGACUAGAACUGGAAAAGCUUAUCGCGCGAACGGUGGAGUCGAGGCCAAAGGAGGCGUCCAAGUUGGAAAGACGAGCGCCAUGAUUGAUUGGGGUGACCCCAUGAAGGGUGCUGGAGCAGCUUCAACGUUUCCGAUCGGGUGCAAGUCGGACGAAGAGGUAACGGAGGCCAUCAUGCGCGCUGUAAGAGGCGAUCCUGUCGGAGAAGAGAUACCAUUUGGUGGCGUUGACUUUGUUUUCGCACGAUUUCGCGAGCUAGAGGCAUACCAGGGGUGGUGGAAUGGGAAGAGCGACUUUCCGCCUCCCGACCUAUCCAGCAUGUCCCUCGAAACAUGUGUACAGAACCUCACUCAGCGAAUUAAGCGCAUCUACGACUCAUUACCACCAUGCACCGGUUUCAUCGUGUUCAGCGGUUCUGGCGACCCGCGCGAGAUGGCACGCCUGCAGGCCAUGCAAGCUCAAUUCAAGAAGGAGUACAAUACGCCAGGCAGCAACUGGGACGACCUAAGCGUGAAGUGGACAGACAGGGAGGAUCAGGCGCUAAAGAAGGCGGUCGGCGUGGCGCGCAACGGCAUCGGUUUCAUCGGUGUCAAAUGAACUAGUUAGCUAUGUCCCUUAUACUCCUUUUUUUUCUUUCAUGGAUGAUGUACUUUCGGGAUUCAUCUCGGGCGUGUACAAUAGAUAUAGGGAGGCGGCAUAUGAGAUACGAGCUACGAGCUACGAUCGUGUUUGGCAUUGGUAUUCUGAGAUACCCAUUUCUAUAUUCUUCGUCAGGUAGGUAUUCUUCGUCAGGGUUAGGUACCUACCUAGGUAUCUAUAUAGUUACGCGAAUUGAAUUAGCUGGGCUUUUAUAGCUUACAUAGGUCAGACCACCACCGUUUGAUAGGUAUGAUGUAAGUGUUUUCGCCUUUGCAAUUAGAGACGUGCCUACUCCCUCACUCAGUCUGACGUAGGAACUCGUGAAACUAUCGUAAAGACUAAUUCGUACUUAACGCACUUAACACAUAGACACAGUAGGUAGGUACGAGGACUAUAUUCG